GCAAGCGUCAGAGAUUACAUUGAUAAGAAGAUCCGCGCCUUUAUAUGUGCGAGCUCGAAACAGGGGCGUAAAAUCUAUUUGGUAGACUGGGAGACGAUCUGGAGACCGAAGAGGGAGGGACCUAUGAGUCAGGGAUGCUACUCGAACAAAUGAGGCCUACAUGUUGAAGAUAUUCUGGCGGCUUCUUACGAAGCCGAUCGAUCUUUGGGCGCGCGUCAUACUAGCGAAGUACUGCUCCCAGACCGAGGGGGCUUGUAACUCAAAACCAGCGGGCGACUAUCUAACCUAUGGCAUGGUGUUCUGCGAGUCAAACAUUUGGUUGAUGAUGCUACUUCUUGGAACAUCUAGAACGGAUGGGUGGCUAGAUUCUGGAGCGACCGGUGGCUAGACGAUUCGACCGUUCUCCGGGAUCAUGCCCCUAACCUCCCCCAGGGAUGGAGGUGACUCGACUCUACUGUCACUCCAGGAAUUGGCCAAGUGAAACCACUUCCUAAAGCGUAGUAUAGCGGGUUUGGGUUUAAUUAUCAACCCGGGUCCUAGAUAUGAUGACUACUCAGUGAAUUCGUGUUAUCUAGCAAUGAAACUGGAAUGCAAGUCUAAACUAUCAAACUAACAAAGCAAACAAACUGGUUGUAUUCAAGUUAAAGAGGUCACCCGGAUAUGGUUCCCCCUAGACUGCAGUUAAGCCGGAUUGUAAUUACCAAGUUCAGUUUCUAUGAAAGUUAUACUGCGGAAGGUUCUUAAACAGCCUGAAGUCUCGACUAAAGGUCUUCAGACCCUCUCAAUCUGAAUCUCUAGCGGGCGACUAACCUCCACCGGAGUAGACAGAUUGAGGCCCUAAGAACAAAACCUCCACUACCGGAGUAAAUCCGGUACAGAAUAGUGAGUUGGCUCCUCGACUAAAGUCACCAACUCCCUACCUUCAAUCAAGGAUACUCUAUUAACCUAGGCAGAUAUUCUCAUUCUAGGUUAAAGCAGAAACAACAGGAAUUUGAUCAGGAUUCAAGUCAUUCAAUCAUUAAAACCUCAAUCGAAUAUAAUCAAUCAUAGAAUCAGUACUUGGGUUCAUACAAUCAAAGCCUAACACACAAAUCUAGGGUUCUCCAUACCCAGAUGAAUGGGAGAACUACUCCAUAGAGAAGAAAGCAAAAGCAGAAUCAGACACGGAAUUCAUACUGCGAAGGAUGGAUUCCUGCUUCUGGACGUUGAUCAGCACUUCUCCAAGCUCAAGCUGGCCUCCAAUGGUGUUGAAGAUCAAUAUAGGGCACUUGGGAACUCUUGCUCGUCACUUUCUCUCUCUAGGAAUCGCUCUCUUUCUCAAAAACCCGAAUCCUCCCGAAUUGUGGCUGAAAAUCUGCUUAAAAGGAGAAAACCCCGACUCACACGGCCAGGGUGGCACGGCCGUGCAGCUCACCCAGUUGCCCGUGUGAGUCAAAACGCAGCGUAUCACUUAGUUGAAUUCCAGGCUCUUUGCACGGCCAGAAUGGCACGGCCGUGUGAACUCUCCUUCCUGCCCGUGUUUGCUCUCGCAAAAUGUGGCACGGCCAACCCGGCCACUUGCACGGCCGUGUGGAUUGUCUGCUCUGCCCGUGUGUGCUCUCGACAAAACUCGCACGGCCAGGCCAUUCCUUCACACGGCCGUGUGAACAUCAGGGCAGCCCGUGUGACCUCCUUUGUGACUUGCCUCGCGCCCGAUCUUCGCCCAAUCGACCCCGAACUCGCUCCUAAACCUUCAUUCACUUGCCAGGACCUGAAAUAUCACAAACAAGCACAACCUAGCGUGAAAUCGGUCUAAAACAUGAGAAACCACAUCUCCAACGGUGUAAGAACAGGGGUGAAAACAUGUGUAACUAACGGUCUAUCAAACUCCCCCACACUUAACCGUUUGCUUGUCCCCAAGCAAACCUAACUCAAACCAAUGCAACUCUCCAGACCUCUAUAGCAACAAACAACCCAGAUCGUAGGUAGAGGACUUCCUAGAUCAUUUAGCAGCUUACGAGGUCAACCGACGCACAAGUCAUCUCAUAACUUCUUCUCGAGUCGGUAUCAUGGCAAAUAGUGAACAGAGGACAAAUGAAUCGUGGAUGAAGAGAUUCUCAAAAACAAAGGAUCAUGGACUCA
This is a messenger RNA of Linum trigynum, 2121 nucleotides long. The record is from the annotation of a GenBank genome assembly. Lineage: Eukaryota; Viridiplantae; Streptophyta; Magnoliopsida; Malpighiales; Linaceae.